GAUAAUGGGUGGAAAAGAUGGAAUGUUCAGAUAUGCUGAUGGGGUGGACAAGUUGUUGAUGUUGUUGGGGACUUUGGGUAGUAUUGGAGAUGGGUUGCAGACCCCUCUCAUGAUGUUCGUUCUUAGCAACGUGAUCAAUGACUAUGGCGACAUCAAUAUCAAAGUCACUACAGAUACUGUAAACAAGUAUUCACUCAGACUGCUCUAUGUUGCAAUUCUAGUUGGAUUAUCUGCUUUUGUUGAAGGACUUUGUUGGGCAAGAACUGCUGAAAGACAGGCUUCUCGGAUGAGAAUGGAAUACCUGAAAUCGGUCCUUAGACAAGAAGUUGGUUUCUUCGACACCCAAGCAGCUGAAUCUUCAACAACUUACCAAGUUGUUUCAACCAUCUCCUCUGAUUCCAAUUCAAUCCAUAUCGCCAUAGGAGAGAAGAUACCCGAUUGUCUUGCUUACAUGUCGUCCUUCUUCUUCUGCAUGAUAUUUUCCUUUACACUGUCAUGGAGGCUUACGUUGGCAGCUAUUCCUUUCACCAUCAUGUUCAUUGUCCCAGGACUUGGAUUUGGGACGCUUAUGAUGAAUGUGGGGAUGAAAAUGAUUGAAUCUUAUGGGGUUGCUGGUGGGAUCGUAGAACAAGCAAUUUCUUCAAUAAGAACUGUAUAUUCAUAUGUUGGAGAGCGUCAAACACUCGAUAGGUUCAGCCAGGCGCUUCAAAAAACCAUGGAUUUGGGAAUAAAGCAAGGUUUAGCAAGGGGAUUGAUGAUGGGAAGCAUGGGAGUUAUCUAUGUUAGUUGGGCCUUUCAAGCUUGGAUAGGGUCUGUUCUGGUUACUAAAAAGGGGGAAAAGGGUGGUGACAUUUUUGUAGCUGGAUUCAAUGUCCUCAUGGGAGGAUUGAAUAUUUUGACUGCACUGCCAAAUCUCACCUUCAUCACAGAGGCAAAGGUGGCUGCUACUAGGAUUACAGAGAUGAUUGAUCGGCUUCCAGCCAUAGACUCUGAAGACAAGAAGGGGAAGGCUCUAUCAUAUGUGAGAGGAGAACUUGAAUUCAAAGGCAUAUAUUUUAGUUACCCAUCAAGGCCUGAUACACCAAUCCUACAAGCCUUAAAUCUUAGAAUUCCGGCUGCCAAAACUGUAGGUCUUGUCGGUGGCAGUGGCUCUGGCAAGUCCACCAUUAUUUCAUUGCUUCAAAGAUUUUAUGAUCCUAUUGAAGGUGAAAUUUUGUUGGAUGGGUACAAGAUAAAGAAACUUCAUCUUAAGUGGUUGAGAUCACAAAUGGGACUGGUUAAUCAAGAACCAAUCCUCUUUGCAACAUCGAUUAAGGAGAAUAUACUAUUUGGGAAGGAAGGAGCAUCAGAGGAAGAUUUAGAAGGAGCAGCAAAGGCUGCAAAUGCACAUGACUUCAUUUCUAAAUUACCAGAUGGAUAUGAAACUCAAGUUGGGCAAUUUGGAGUUCAAUUGUCUGGAGGGCAAAAGCAAAGAAUAGCCAUAGCGAGGGCUUUAAUAAGAGAUCCUAAAAUCUUGCUGCUUGAUGAAGCUACAAGUGCUCUGGACGCAGUAUCUGAAAGAACUGUACAAGAGGCCAUUGAUCAGGCAUCAGUGGGAAGAACAACAAUCGUCAUUGCCCACCGCCUCAGCACAAUAAGAAUGGCUAAUCUGAUUGUAGUUCUUCAAUCAGGGAAAGUAAUUGAAUCAGGUUCACAUGAUGAGCUUAUGCAAAUGAAUGGUGGACUGGGUGGAGAGUACUUUCAAAUGGUGCAGUUGCAGCAAUCAACAAUGCAAAAUGAAGUCUCAGUUGAUUACGAUUACCAAGUAGAUGCAAGAAGCCACUACAACAAUGCUGAUGGAAGAAUUCAUUAUAGGAUGGGUGUUCCACCAAGUCCAAUAAGUGUGAGAUCAAGUGCACCAAGCACCCCAAGGAUGCAUCCAUUUAGCCCGGCUUUCUCCAUGAGCACGCCUUACUCUGUCCAAUUUGAAGCCUCUUAUGAAAGUGAUGAUGAUAAUCUGAAGCAACCAUUUUAUUCUCCUCCUUCGCAGUUUCGUUUGCUAAAAAUGAAUAAACCUGAGUUGGGUAAUGCCUUGCUUGGAUGUAUAGGCGCCAUAGGAUCUGGAGCUGUCCAACCCAUAAACGCCUACUGUGUGGGAGCCCUUAUAUCAGUUUACUUCAAAGAUAAAAAAACCUCCGUUACAUCUGAUGCCAGAACCUAUUCUUUCAUUUUCUUAGGCCUUGGACUUUUCAACUUCUUUACCAGUCUCCUCCAACAUUACAAUUUUUCAAUCAUGGGAGAAAAGUUAACCAGAAGGGUAAGGGAGAAACUUCUUGAAAAAUUAAUGACUUUCGAGGUUGGAUGGUUUGAUGAAGAUGAGAACACAAGUGCUGCCAUUUGUGCAAGGUUAUCGACUGAAGCUAACAUGGUUCGAUCCCUUGUUGGGGACCGUAUGUCAUUGCUGGCUCAAGCAUUCUUUGGGGCUACAUUUGCUUAUGCACUAGGUCUUGUACUCACAUGGAAGCUAGCCCUUGUAAUGAUUGCGGCACAACCUUUACUCAUUGGAAGUUUUUAUGCCAGGAGUGUCUUGUUGAAAAGUAUGUCUGAAAAAACCCGAAAAGCACAGAAGGAAGGAAGCCAACUUGCAAGUGAAGCUGUCAUUAACCACAGAACUAUAACUGCCUUCUCAUCUCAGAAGAGAAUAUUGGGGCUUUUCCGAGGCACCUUGGAAGGCCCUAGGAAGGAGAGUAUUAAACAAUCUUGGUUUUCGGGAAUUGGCCUGUUUAGCUCCCAAUUCUUGGGAGCAGCUUCUACAGCUUUAGCAUACUGGUAUGGAGGGAGAUUAUUGGCACAAGGGCAAAUAACUCCUAGGCACCUCUUUCAAGCAUUCUUGGUUUUGCUCUUUACUGCUUAUACCAUUGCUGAGGCAGGAAGCAUGACCAAAGAUUUAUCUAGAGGAAGCAAUGCUGUCAGGUCAGUGUUUUCAAUCCUAGAUAGGAAUACUGAAAUCAAUCCGGAUAGCUCAAGGGGGUUUGAUACGAAGAAAAGCUCAGUUAAAGGCCGCGUGGAGCUGAAAAAUGUUGUCUUUGCAUAUCCAUCAAGACCUAAUCAGUUAAUCUUUAAGGGCCUGAGCCUUAAAAUUGCAGCAGGAAGUUCAGUAGCAUUAGUAGGGCAGAGUGGUUCUGGCAAAUCUACCAUUAUUGGGCUUAUUGAGAGAUUUUAUGACCCAUUGAAGGGAUCUGUAUAUAUAGAUGAACGGGACAUAAAGGAUUAUAAUUUGAGAAGCCUGAGGACACAUAUUGCAUUAGUUAGUCAGGAGCCAACCCUCUUUGCAGGAACCAUCCACGAAAACAUCGCCUACGGGAAAAAGAAUGCCAAGGAAUCUGAGAUAAGGAAUGCUGCAAUGCUUGCAAAUGCCCACGAAUUUAUAAGUGGAAUGAAAGACGGCUAUGGUACUUACUGCGGAGAAAGAGGGGUUCAGCUGUCAGGAGGUCAGAAACAGAGAAUAGCACUAGCUCGUGCAAUACUGAAGAACCCAUCGAUACUUCUAUUGGACGAGGCAACGAGUGCUCUUGAUAGUGUAUCAGAGAACUUAGUUCAAGAAGCACUUGAGAAGAUGAUGAAUGGUCGGACAUGCAUUGUUGUAGCUCACCGACUAUCCACAAUUCAGAAAUCGAAUUCCAUUGCAGUGAUCAAGGAUGGAAAAGUUGUGGAGCAGGGGUCACAUUCUGAGCUACUUUCGUUGGGACGCAAUGGAGCAUACCAUUCUCUUGUAAAACUGCAGGGAAACGGUUCUCCUUACCGAUAA
Cornus florida is the source of this 3787-nucleotide messenger RNA. RefSeq names its product putative multidrug resistance protein. The transcript is spliced from 8 exons. Lineage: Eukaryota; Viridiplantae; Streptophyta; Magnoliopsida; Cornales; Cornaceae. Gene Ontology annotation, cellular component: membrane. Gene Ontology annotation, biological process: transmembrane transport. Gene Ontology annotation, molecular function: ATP binding; ATP hydrolysis activity; ABC-type transporter activity. The coding region runs from base 5 to 3787 and encodes 1260 amino acids. The record is from RefSeq and is a predicted model, not a curated record.